AGCUUCGCCAACGCACUUGUCGCAACUUUAACGCGCGCUUUUGUUUUGCUAAAGCAAACAAUUGAAUGUAAAAGUAGUUAAUAGCCAAGUGUUUGAAAAAAAGGCAACAGUUUUUUAUAGAAUCAUAAAGCUAAAAAGAUGACGUCAGGUAUACGACCCAUCGAUGUACUGCUGCAACGCGCCGGUGUGCGUGGUCAUCAGCGCGCUCCCUCCGACUCCAAGGAGUUUCACGAGGUCACCAAACGCGAUGCACUGCGUCUGCUGGAGAACGAUGUGGACCGACUGCUGGAGACAACAGAGCCAGCUAGGCGUCCAGCGCUCAAGUCGGAAAUGGAUCGCUUUGCGGAUCUCUUCGGACGCUUUUUGCAAGAAGAGGGUCCUGCGCUGGACUGGAACAAAAUCCAGAAGCUGCCUGAGAACGCCGUAAUGAACUAUUCUAAUUUGAAGUCCCCAAAGAACGAACAGAAUGAGAUUCGGAACAUGUUGGACAAACUCGUGGUGAUUAAGCUCAAUGGUGGUCUGGGAACCUCGAUGGGGUGCCACGGACCCAAGAGUGUUAUACCCGUGCGCUCCGAUCUCACGUUCCUCGACUUGACCGUGCAGCAGAUUGAGCAUCUCAAUAAGACGUAUGAUGCCAAUGUACCGCUGGUGCUGAUGAAUUCCUUCAACACGGACGAGGAUACUGAGAAGAUUGUGCGCAAGUACAAGGGAUUCCGUGUGCAGAUACAUACCUUCAAUCAGAGCUGUUUUCCACGUAUAAGUCGCGAACAUUUCUUGCCCGUUGCCAAAGACUUUGACGUGGAAAAGGAUAUGGAGGCUUGGUAUCCACCUGGUCACGGUGACUUCUACGACACCUUCCGCAACUCAGGUCUGCUGCAAAAGUUCAUUGGCGAGGGACGCGAGUACUGCUUCUUGUCCAACAUUGAUAAUCUGGGCGCAACGGUCGACUUGAAUAUUCUCAAUAAGCUAGUGGGCGAGGAACGUGCCAGCACGCCCGUUGAAUUCGUCAUGGAGGUCACCGAUAAGACACGUGCUGACGUUAAGGGUGGCACGCUCAUUCAAAUGGAGAACAAGCUGCGCUUGUUAGAAAUCGCUCAAGUGCCCCCGGAGCAUGUGGAUGACUUUAAAUCUGUAAAGACUUUCAAGUUCUUCAAUACCAACAACAUCUGGGCCAACUUGGCGGCCAUUGAUCGUGUGCUGCGUGAACGCACUCUCAACAUGGAGAUUAUUGUGAACAAUAAGACAUUGGAGACCGGUCUGCGUGUCAUACAAUUGGAGACUGCUGUGGGUGCUGCAAUGAAAUGCUUUAAUGGCGCUAUGGGCAUCAAUGUUCCGCGCUCGCGUUUCUUACCUGUAAAAAAGUCCUCCGAUUUACUCCUGGUCAUGUCGAACUUAUACACAUUGAAGAAUGGCAGCCUGGUGAUGUCUCCACAGCGCAUGUUCCCCACGACGCCGCUCGUUAAGUUGGGCGAGAACCAUUUCUCCAAGGUUAAAGAGUUCCUGGGCCGCUUUGCGAAUAUACCCGACAUCAUUGAGCUUGAUCACUUGACAGUUAGUGGUGAUGUGACCUUUGGACGUGGUGUCUCUCUGCGCGGCACUGUGAUUAUUAUUGCCAAUCAUGGCGAUCGUAUUGAUAUACCCGCCGGUGCCAUACUGGAGAACAAAAUUGUGUCAGGCAACAUGCGCAUCCUGGACCAUUAAUCGCACUGUCAUUAGCCGAAUGCCAGCUGUUGUCCCAUUAUCUCUGUAGCGUUACAAACUAAGUUUAUGUAGUAGGCAUGUUUGCAGUUCCAAUUUAUGAGAUUCAUUUAGCCAAUUGUUUUAAGCACAAAGUGUCAUUAAGUAGAGGUUGCAUACUAUUUACAUCAAUGUAUAAGAGUUGUGCUUCAAAUUUAUAUAUAGUUAAGCUGAACAGCAAGAUUUCAAAUCUCACAGAGCGCGCUUUCAAAUAAUAUUUGUUAAAUUUCAAUAAAAAGCCUGUUUGUAUAUUUA
Drosophila busckii is the source of this 1992-nucleotide messenger RNA. RefSeq names its product UTP--glucose-1-phosphate uridylyltransferase (gene UGP). The coding region runs from base 139 to 1701 and encodes 520 amino acids. The transcript is spliced from 9 exons. Lineage: Eukaryota; Metazoa; Arthropoda; Insecta; Diptera; Drosophilidae. The record is from RefSeq and is a predicted model, not a curated record. Gene Ontology annotation, molecular function: UTP:glucose-1-phosphate uridylyltransferase activity. Gene Ontology annotation, biological process: glycogen metabolic process; UDP-alpha-D-glucose metabolic process. Gene Ontology annotation, cellular component: cytoplasm.